AUGGCUGGAGAUUUGAAACGAAUUGCAACAAAUGAGGCAUGGGUAAUACUAGGUGAUUUCAAUGAGAUUGUAAGCAAGGAAGAAAGGAUAGGGAAAAAGGUGAAAUAUAGUGAAGCUACUGAUUUUAUUGAGUGUGUUAAUUGCUGUCAGUUGGAGGACAUUAAGUUCAGAGGCAGUUACUUUACAUGGAGCAACAAAAGACAAGGAAAUGAACGAAUAUGGUCUAAGAUAGAUCGAGUGCUUGCUAAUAAGAAGUGGAUGGAUCUUUAUCCGAAUGCUGAAGCUGUCUUUAUGGUGGAAGGUUUGUUUGACCAUACACCAGUAAUUGUCUCAAUUUAUCCAGAAAUUCGCAGAGGCAAAUCGCCUUUUAAAUACUUCAGAAUGUGGUCCUCUCAUCCACAGUUUUCAGAGAUUGUUACCAGAAUUUGGAAGUCUUCUGUUGCUGGCGCUAAAAUGUUCCAGCUUGUUUACAAGCUGAGAAUGUUAAAGGCUGAAUUGAAAGAGCUGAAUAGAAAAGAGUUCUCCAACAUUCAAGAGGCAACUACUCAAGCUAAAGAGGAUUUAGUAGUGAUUCAAACGAAAAUUCAGGCAGAUCCACUUCAACACGGGCUGCUUGAACAAGAAAUGGCAACAAGGAAUAAAUAUAGUCUUCUACUUAAGGGGCUCUCUUCCUUCUUACAGCAAAAGUCCAAAGUAAAUUGGAUUAAGGAAGGUGACGAGAAUUCAGCCAUUUUUCACGCAAGCAUUCGAGAUUGA
This is a messenger RNA of Cannabis sativa, 756 nucleotides long. RefSeq lists its product as uncharacterized. The record is from RefSeq and is a predicted model, not a curated record. NCBI's taxonomy places the organism in Eukaryota, Viridiplantae, Streptophyta, Magnoliopsida, Rosales, Cannabaceae. The transcript is spliced from 2 exons. Bases 1 to 756 code for a protein of 251 amino acids.